Molecule: messenger RNA, 807 nt
Organism: Cyprinodon variegatus (sheepshead minnow)
Lineage: Eukaryota; Metazoa; Chordata; Actinopteri; Cyprinodontiformes; Cyprinodontidae
Gene: higd2a
Product: HIG1 hypoxia inducible domain family member 2A
Exons: 2
Coding region: 12-362 (116 amino acids)
Biological process (GO): mitochondrial respirasome assembly
Cellular component (GO): mitochondrion
Source: RefSeq, a predicted model, not a curated record
CCAAUUUCAACAUGGCGGUGGCAGCAACACCAGCUGUAUCUGAUCAGCCCGAAGCACAGACUCCGGGGCAGAUACCGUUUGACCUGUCCCAGCCCCCGAUCAUCGAAGGAUUCACCCCGUUAACGAAGGCCAAAGACGAAAGCUUCAAGGAAAAAUUCCUGAGGAAAACUAAGGAGAAUCCAUUCGUCCCUAUAGGUUGUUUGGGAACAGCCGGAGCUCUGCUGUACGGUCUCCGCGCCUUCCAUCAAGGAAAAACCAGACAGUCCCAGAUGUUGAUGAGGGGCCGUAUAUUCGCUCAAGGCUUCACCGUUGUCGCCAUCGUCGUGGGCGUCUUCGCCACGGCGUUGAAACCAAAGCAGUGAGGGUUCUUCGGUGCAGCUCCUCAGCAGUGUCCUUUAAACUCUGUAUAAAACCAGAUCCGCUGUGGACUCUCUGAAUAACAUGCCAUACAUGUGACGGCGCUCGGAUAUGUAGCUUAUUUAUUGUGGAAAACGUUGAAUUUGCUGACGUUGAUAAAAAUGUUUUGCUGCUAGUCUGCUGAGUGGGAAAAGCAAAGCAGUUUCAUCUCAAGUAAGCGGAGUCUGGUUUAAUAACCCUGAGAGAUUUUUUUUCUUUUCCACAUGGUUUAUCAUUGAAAUAAAUGAAGCAACAUGUUUCUUCUUACAGAAAUUCAACUUGGAAUGUUUUUUUUUUCUGUUUAUAAAGGUGCUUUAUUUAAAUUUUGUCAUCUUGAUGUUAAGAUUAAGCCCUCCCUAACCCCGAAAUCCCUCAUCCUCCUUCCCCGCUCGGUUCCCGCCCGCCUGCACA